Messenger RNA from Ilex paraguariensis (yerba mate), 1228 nucleotides. The record is from the annotation of a GenBank genome assembly. Lineage: Eukaryota; Viridiplantae; Streptophyta; Magnoliopsida; Aquifoliales; Aquifoliaceae.
AUGGAAGCUCUCCUGUCGGCUUCUCCCAGUAGCAUGAAUUGCACUAUGAGGCAUCUCUCAUUUCUGUCAAGAUCAACAGGUGACAUUGCCAUAGGGCAAGAGUAUUUGUCGAUUCCUGACCAAAGUAAGCUGCAUCAGGUGCCCCUGGAUCAUGUUGGGAAUGGUCAGCAUCAUAACUCGCCUAUUCCAUUCAAUUCAUUCCUGAGUGGUAUAAAACAGCGCUUGCUUUCAUUCAUAUAUCGAAGGAUAUGGAAUGAAGAAACUGAUCAAACCCCGAGAAUCCAGUGCCUGAAGAAGAAGUUUUUCUUCCAUUUCCAAGAUUAUGUUGAUUUAAUUAUCUGGAAGGUACAGUUCUUGGACCGCCGUCACCUACUAAUCAAGUUUGGUAGUGUUGAUGGAGGGGUAUCACGAAAUGCUGAUAACCAUCCUGCAUUCUUUGCUGUAUAUAACAUGGAGACAACUGAGAUUAUUGCUUUUUAUCAGAAUUCGCCAGAUGAGCUUUACUUCUUGUUUGAACAGUUCUGCGACCACUUUCAUGCAAUAUCAAAAAAUUCAUUGCAUAUGAACUUUAUAUCAUCUCACUCAAAUAAUAUUCAUGCUCUUGAGCAACUAAGGUGCAAUAAAAACAAAGCCAACAGCUUUUCCCAGUUUGUGAAGAAGAUGCUAGCCUCUUUGCCUUUUAGUUGCCAGUCGCAGAGUCCUUCCCCCUAUUUUGAUCAAUCUCUUUUUCGAUUUGAUGAAAAGCUGAUUUCUGCAACUGACCGACACAGACAGUCCACCGACCAUCCCAUCAGGUUCAUUUCAAGGCAACUGAAUAUCCUCAAAUUCAAGAUUAAACCAGGACCAGAAGGUGGCAGCACAGAUACUCGGACUAAGAAAAUCUCUUCGUUUCACUUCCAUCCAUUUUUACCCCUCGCACUCUCCGUCCAGCAGACUUUAUUUAUGCAGCCAGCUGUUGUAAAUAUUCACUUUCGAAGAUAAAGCUCUCAAGCGCACUUGUUUUGGAUUCUGCUAUGGGCAGGAGUCUGGUGCAUUAAGGACGACUUUCAAUUAUAUCACAUUAAUGUGAUCAUUAUUUGUACUUUAUAUUUCUUGCCUGAUAGGUUCUUAUUGUAAGUGACGGUGAAUAAUUUUGAGAAAAUUGUUGAAAAUUGUAAAGUUGGUACCUAAUUUAUAAAUAAGUCCGGGCUUGUACUUUUUAAGGUGUAAAGUCUAACUCAGCUAAACU